AUGAAAAUAAAUGAUACCCCUGGUCACUGGACAAUGGAGCUGACGAUGGAAUCAUUAAAUAUACCGCCUGGCUUCAUUUACCCUGCUUUUGUUUUUGGGACGCUUACAUAUGUAUUGAUUCUGUUUUGUAAUAUACUAGUGUUUACAACAAUUGUCUUCACAAAGAGUUUGCAUUCGCCUAUGUUCAUCUUGCUGUUAAACCUGCCUGUACUGGACAUAAUGGGAGCCACUGCUCUUCUCCCUCAGCUGUUACACAGUAUAGUGUCAAAUGACCGCUCUAUUUCCUACCCAGGGUGUUUUCUCCAGGCGCUGUUGAUUCACAUCUAUGCUACAGGGAACUUCUUAUUCUUAACUGCGAUGGCCUAUGACAGAUAUAUUGCUAUAUGCUUGCCUCUUCGAUACCACUCUCUAAUGACGUCCAAUAUUUUGAUAAGAAUCAUCGUAGUUGUUUGGUUAUUUGACAUCUUUAUUCUGGCAGUGCUGUUUGGUAUAUCUACACGGUUCAAAUUUUGUAUGAAUAAUAUUGUGGAUGUAUUCUGCAACAAUCCCUCUUUAUUGAAACUAGUCUGUGGAGACAGUAGCGCAAAUAACUACUAUGGGUUAUUCACUAUCAUAUUAAUUCAAGGUGGAUCACUGAUUAUAGUUACAUACACAUACAUCCAGAUCUUGGUGACCUGUUUGAAGACUAAGCAAUCAGAUGCGAGGGGGAAAGCGCUCCAAACAUGUGGAACACAUCUGAUUGUUUUCUUAUUAUUAGAGAUCAACGCUCUCAUCACUUUGCUGUCUCACAGAUUUGAGAGCGUGUCCCCGCACCUUAGGAGGGCCAUCGGUUUAUCAAUAAUUGUAUUUCCCCCAGUACUCAAUCCACUUAUAUAUGGGUUAAACACAAAAGAACUUCAGAAAAACAUGAUUAAAAUCAUUAAAAGAGCUAGGUUAACUUUUUUUAUUUAA
Messenger RNA from Gadus morhua (Atlantic cod), 951 nucleotides. RefSeq names its product olfactory receptor 56A4-like. Gene Ontology annotation, cellular component: membrane. The record is from RefSeq and is a predicted model, not a curated record. Gene Ontology annotation, molecular function: G protein-coupled receptor activity; odorant binding; olfactory receptor activity. Lineage: Eukaryota; Metazoa; Chordata; Actinopteri; Gadiformes; Gadidae. Gene Ontology annotation, biological process: G protein-coupled receptor signaling pathway; detection of chemical stimulus involved in sensory perception of smell. The transcript has a single exon. The coding region runs from base 1 to 951 and encodes 316 amino acids.